AUGGGCCUCGAGAUGGUCGCUGGGACGCGUGUGUACGUGCCGGACGAGACGCACGUGUGGCUACCGGCCGACGUCGUCGCCCAUGACCCGGUCGCGCAGACGGUCCGCGCCAAGGUCCGCGGCCUCGACGGCGCGGUAAGCGUCCGCGAGAUCGACCUGCGCGACAAGAAGACGCUGGCGCUCAUGGCCGCCAAGAACGCCGGCGCGUCGUCGGCGCUGCCCAUGCAGAACGAAGCGGUCGGCGUCGAUGACAUGAUCACGCUCAGCUACCUCCACGAAGCCGCGAUCUUGUACAACGUCAAGGCGCGCUUCCUCGCCGAGCGUCCGUACACGUACACGGGCGACAUGUGCAUUGCGCUCAACCCGUACCAGUGGCUACCAUCGCUCUACACGGACGAGAUGCACCGCAAGUACUUGAACGAGCCGAAAGCGUCGCUGCCGCCACACGUCUACGCCACCUCGAUCGGCGCGUACAAUGGCAUGCGCCGCAGUGGGCGCAACCAGAGCAUCCUCGUCAGCGGUGAGUCGGGCGCGGGCAAGACGGAGACGACCAAGAUCCUCAUGCACCACCUCGCGGCCAUUGCCGGCGGCCUCCACGACUCGACGAUCGAGAAGAUCAUCCAUGUCUCACCGCUCCUCGAGUCGUUCGGGAACGCCAAGACGGUCCGCAACGACAACUCGAGUCGGUUUGGCAAAUUUACGCAGCUGCAGUUUGACGCAAAGGGCACGCUGGUCGGCGCCAAGUGCAACACGUACCUCCUCGAGAAGACACGCGUCGUGUCGCACGAACCACAGGAGCGCAACUACCACAUUUUUUACCAGCUUCUCGCGGCCAAUGGCCCCGACUGCCUCUUGGACCCGACCGAGACGUAUACGUACACGGGUGCGACGACGGUGGCGGCCAUCGAAGGCGACUCGGACGCAGCGCAUUUCGCCAAGACCACACAGGCGCUGUCCCGCCUCGGGCUCUCGGCGGCGGCGCAGACGACGCUCUUUCAAACGCUCGCCGGUAUCUUGCACCUCGGGCAGCUCCAGCUCGAAGCCAAGGGCGAUGAAAUGUCGACCAUCGGCCAUGGCUCGACGGGCCACCUCGUGGCGAUCGGGAAGCUCCUCGGUGUCGAGACGACGGCGAUCACGCGGGCCAUUUGCUCGCGUACCGUGCGGACGUCGACCGACACGAUUCAAGUGUAUCUGAAAAAGGCCGAAGCCGAAGGCUGCCGCGAUGCGCUGGCCAAAGGACUGUAUGCGAGUCUCUUCGAGUGGCUCGUGACCACGAUCAACGCGUCGCUCAGUCACGACGCGAACAUGGCCCAUCACAUUGGCGUCCUCGACAUUUUUGGGUUCGAGCACUUUACGACCAACUCGUUUGAGCAGUUUUGCAUCAACUAUGCCAACGAGAAGCUGCAGCAAAAGUUCACCCAAGACGUCUUCAAGACGGUCCAGAUCGAGUACGAGGACGAAGGCAUUCGGUGGGCGCACAUUGCGUUCCUUGACAACGCUGACGUCCUCGCCGUCAUCGAGUCCAAGCUCGGGCUCCUCUCGCUCCUCGACGACGAAGUCAUGCGACCGCGGGGCAACGAAGAGUCGUUUGUCGCCAAGGCCAUGACGCUCCACAAGGACGACGCCAACACGGUCAUUGAGUUUCCGAAAACCAACAAGGCGCAGUUCACCAUUCUCCACUACGCGGCGCCCGUGACGUACACGGUGACUGGUUUUCUGGAAAAGCACAAGGACGCGCUCUUGCCGGACCUCGCGGACCUCGUUCGGUCGUCGUCGAUUCCGUUUGUGUCGGAGCUCUUUGGCAAGCCGGCGGCGCCCCGGCAGGGCCGCGCGCUCAACACGACGACGGUCGGCAUGCAGUUCAAGGCCAGCCUCGCCGACCUCAUGGCCAACAUCCAAGCCACCAACGUCCAAUACAUUCGCUGCAUCAAGCCCAACGCGAUCAAGCAGCCCGGCGUGUUGGACCAUACGAUGGUGGUCGCGCAGCUGCGGUGCGCCGGCGUCAUUGAAGCCAUCCGGAUCGCCCGCGCUGCGUACCCGAUUCGGCACACGCACGACGCGUUCCUCGACCUCUACCGUGUCUUGCUGGACCGGAAAUUUGCGUCUCGACGCUCCGCCGAGCAGUGCGCCUCGCUCAUUGCACCCCUGAACCUCGAGACGCCGACACACUACCAGCUGGGCCGGACCAAGGUGUACUUUCAGGCCGGCGUCCUCGAAGCGCUCGACCAAAUCAAGCGCACGCGCUUGACGGUGCACGCACUUCGGAUUCAGCGCUUUGCGCGCAUGUGCCUCGCCCGAUUGCACUAUCGGCGCCAACGUGCGGCGAUCGUCAAGCUCCAGGCGGUCGUGCGCUGUGUGCUCGCGAUGAAGCGGUACCAUGCGCUCUACAACGGGAUGCUGGCGCUCCAAGCUCGCUGGCGCGGCGUGAAGGCGCGUCGCGUCUUUGCCGUCAUGCAGCGCCGCCACAAGGCCCUCAUUGUGCUAAGCCACGUCCGUGGGUUCGCCGUCCGGCAACGCUUCGUGCGGCUCAAGCGCGCGGCGACGACGAUUCAAGCGGCGAUGCGCAUGCACUUGGAGCGCAAGAACUUUCGGACCAAGCUGGCCGAGCACCGCGAGCAAGUCACCAUGUCGACGCAGCUCCGCUCGUUGCGCGUGCGGCUCCAAGUCGAGCAGACGAAAGACGAGGAAGAGGUCGUCGCACCCGCGCCGUCGACGACUGCUGCACUUCUCCACCGUCAGCGGAGCAAGUCGAGUGCGCAGCUGGUCAUGGCCGACGCCGACGGCAUGAUUGGCCGCAUCUACGACGACAAUGCGCGUCUCCGCAAGGAGAACGACGACAUGAAGACGAUGUUUCAUACGAUGCGGGACGAGUGCGACAAGCUCAAGCAAGAGAAGGAGAUGCUUCUCGCGACGCACCAGCUCAAGCUGCGCCAGCAAGACGAUCUUUGUCGGGAGAAAGACAAGACGAUUGCGCAGCUCCAGAAAGACCUCGAGAAGCUCCGUGCGUCGGGUCAUAAUGGCGUGCCAUCGGCGCCGACAUCGGCGUCGUCCAAGCCGAGGGGCUCGACGUUCCGGACGCUUGGGUCCAAGAAAGAGUCGAGCAGUAGCAGUCAGCCGCGCGACUCGCACGCGCUCCAAGAGCUCGAACAGGCGGCGAUUUUAUCGGAAAAAUCUGCGACAACCACGCAGUUUCUGCAAGACUCGGCGCAGAAGCUCUCGACGGCGCUCGAUGUGGACCCGACCGCGACGCGCCUCGCCCUCUCCAACGGACUCGUGAGUGCCCGCACGGUUCGCGCGUCACCGGCGGUGUCGAGUUUGCGGGACCGCCUCGCGGGGCUUCGCAACAAGUACCACAACAUUGAUCUCGGCGAUGAGUUUAUGCCACGGCCAUCAGUCACCGACUCGGUCUACCGCGGCUCGAUGAUGCACAGCUUGAUUCUCCCGCCGGGCUGGGAGAUGCGCAUGUCCCGCACCAAAGGUCGGCCGUAUUUCCUCAACGAAGAGCUUCGGCUGACGCUUUGGGACCCGCCGACCGAAGAGAACGUCGCGCGCGCCAUGCGCAAGCGCGAUAGUGCGGGCCGACAGAGCAUGGCGUCGACGACGAGCGAUGCGCAGUAGAACGAAAUACGCCAACACACCAGACGACACGCAGCUAUACUGCAGAUAGUUAGCCCAUGAUACCAUGCGCCUGAAUGCACAUCCGCGAGCCA
Messenger RNA from Saprolegnia parasitica CBS 223.65, 3710 nucleotides. RefSeq lists its product as hypothetical. Bases 1 to 3618 code for a protein of 1205 amino acids. Gene Ontology annotation, cellular component: cytoplasm; vesicle; myosin complex. Gene Ontology annotation, molecular function: microfilament motor activity; ATP binding; actin filament binding. NCBI's taxonomy places the organism in Eukaryota, Oomycota, Saprolegniomycetes, Saprolegniales, Saprolegniaceae. Gene Ontology annotation, biological process: actin filament organization; vesicle transport along actin filament. The transcript is spliced from 10 exons. The record is from RefSeq and is a predicted model, not a curated record.